AUGGAGUCAGAACGCCAAACAAAAAAGCCCAAAUUAUCUGAUCACUUGUUGGAAUUAAAGUUUAUGCAACGUACACAACAAAAACUUCGAAUAAUUGAUGAAAAUGCUAGACAUCUUGCAAUAAAUGGUGAAUCUCAGUGGUGGUUAAACUAUGACGAUGUGGAAAUUGGGAAACCUAAACUUAAUGUCAAAUAUUCUCCAAGUUAUUUCUCUUGUAUAAAUGCAGCAUUUUCUGGGAGAAUGUCUUUUGGAAAGUCUUCCAAAAAUGAUGAAAUUGAGGCGCCUGUUUUGCCCGAAAUUAUAACAAUUGAGGACGACGACGACUAUACACCAUUUGUUAGAAAGUUUGAUAAAUUUAAGCGCAAACGUGAAGAAAGUCGAACCGCUCGUAGCGCUCGAAAAAAAAGAGCUAUUGAAGUUAAAAGCAGUGAAAAUGUAAAUGAGCGCAAACGUGAAGAAAAUCAAACCGCUCGAAAAAAGAGAGCUAUUGAAGUUAAAAGCAGUGAAAAUGUAAAUGAGCGCAACGAUAGCAUUCAAGUCACUCAAACACGCUAUAACUUAAGGUCUAGAAAACGACAACCAACGUCUUAUCAAGACGAUAUAGAGAUGAUUACAUCCAGUACUCGGGAUAAUCUAAAUAUCGGAUUUUUAAAACCACCUGAAUGA
Messenger RNA from Scutellospora calospora, 666 nucleotides. The record is from the annotation of a GenBank genome assembly. Lineage: Eukaryota; Fungi; Glomeromycota; Glomeromycetes; Diversisporales; Gigasporaceae.